Vanessa tameamea is the source of this 4029-nucleotide messenger RNA. RefSeq names its product SUN domain-containing ossification factor. Gene Ontology annotation, cellular component: membrane; cytoplasm. The transcript has 4 exons. The record is from RefSeq and is a predicted model, not a curated record. The coding region runs from base 546 to 3734 and encodes 1062 amino acids. Gene Ontology annotation, biological process: protein folding in endoplasmic reticulum. Lineage: Eukaryota; Metazoa; Arthropoda; Insecta; Lepidoptera; Nymphalidae.
CGAUUAGUUAUCACAAAAAAAAACGUUUGAAAUUUCUAAACUUGUGGCAGUUUAAAACAAAGUGUGUGUUUCGAAACGUGAUUUUGUUUCGUUGCGGGAAUAACUUAGUUGCAGUAGCACAAUUUUUAGCUAUGGUAACAUACGACAAAUAUGGUAUUCCCGUAACCAUAUUUGUCUGUCGAUGCCUAACGCACGUCAAGAUGUGACACGAGAGAGAUAUAAAGCGAGGUUCCGUAUAACGUCGUUAUUCUGGGAUACUUACUAAGACAAUGUAAGAAUAGACAAUAAAAUAAAAUGACGUUUCGAGACUGACGCAACGAUUUCCCGCCAACGCUACCGCGUACAGAAACAGAAAGUGCAGUGUAAUUUUGAAUCGGACCAUUUGGUGCGAACUUUAAAAUUCGAACGUUAAAUAUUCAAUUUAAAAAAAAAGAUCGUUAAAAAUAAAGUCGAGGUACGCGAGUGUUUUGGAGGGUGUGAAGGGAGUUUCGCGUGGCGUCGUGAUAGGUGCGCACUCUCGCCAAUGCGGCGGCGGCGUGAGCGCGAUGUCGCCGCCGCGGGCGCUGCUGGCGGCUCUACUGCUCUGUCAACUGCUGUCGUACGGUGGCCACCAAGGACUCACCAAGAUAUUCUACACGUUACCUGACACGGGGCAGCCUCCAAUUCUCAUCUCAUUGGUAGAAAACGCAAAAUUGGAUUUGAAAACUCCAGACGAACUAUUGUUCGCAAAUGACUCGGAACAGCACAAUGAAACGACAAGUUUCGCUAUUAUUGAUAGUGAAGUCGAGGAUGAAAACGAAAGGACAUCAACGGAAAACACAGAGAAAGAAAGCACGGAACCACGCCUUGUAGUCAAAGCGAGGCCCAUGCACGAAACAAGGCAAACUGAUGAUGCAUUUCAAAGCACCACUCCCACGCCAGAAGCGGAAACGACAACAGAAUCUCACAUUGAAGAAAAAUACGAAGAAAACAUUCCAACUAAACCAGAAACUCCGCAAGAAGAUAUACCCUCAUUCUCAGAAUGGGCGCAAAAGCAAUUAGCAGAAGCUGAAAAGAAAGAUACCGUGCUGAAUCAUUCGAGUCAACCUAGUCAUAAUCAUUCAAAUUUUAGCAGCAAAAGCACCAAAUUACGGUCGAAAAAUUACGCCUCACUUGCUUGCGGCGCUAAAGUCGUUGCCGUUAAUCCUGAAGCAGGAUCGGCAAGUUCGAUUUUAUCUCCAAACAGAGAUGAGUAUAUGCUUAAUACAUGCAAUAGUCGCAUUUGGUUCGUGGUAGAGCUGUGUGAAGCUGUUCAAGCACAAAAAAUAGAAAUAGCCAAUUUUGAGCUGUUUUCAUCGACACCGAAGGACAUCGCUGUGUAUUUCAGCGAUCGUUUCCCGACUCGGGACUGGGCCGAUGUCGGUCAAUUUACAGCGCAAGACAUGAGAGAUGUACAAAGUUUCGAUUUAUAUCCACAUUUAUUCGGUAAAUUUAUUAAAGUCGAGUUGUUAUCUCACCACGGCUCCGAGCAUUAUUGCCCAAUUUCAUUAUUUAAAGUUUACGGCACUUCAGAAUUUGAAGUUCUGGAAAAAGAAAGUUCUCAACAUUCAUCACAUAUAGAUGAUGACGAAGACGACGAGAUAAUAGAUGUCCCCGACAUACCCGCGGCCGAGACGGAACCAUCGAAAAAUCUUUUUGGUUCCGCGAGAGACGCAGUGAUGUCUAUCAUGAAGAAGGCGGCUCAAGCAUUAGUUAAAAGUGAAGUUCCUAAAAAUGUUUCAAGUGAACGUAACGAUACGUUAACAGAUACAAUGUACAAAAAGUGUUGUUCGCCCAGCCAUAUUAUAGUGUGUGAUAAUUGUAGUGAAACACUUUACAACGAUGUGUAUGAACUGCUUAGUUGCAGUUCGGACAAAUUAACGAGUUUAGUACGGCAAGUGUUCCUAAGAGACACUUUAAAGUGCACAAGUGUAUGUCAAACAUAUGGUUUAGAUUUUAAAAGUACAAAGACUAUAGAGUUUGGCGAAGAACGUGUAGCGUAUAUUAACGCUUUAUUCCCGCCUAAAUAUUUAGCGGCUUUGUGUAACAUUCUCGCAAUUAAAGAGAAAAAAGUAGUUUUAAACACAAGCUUUGAAACUGAAAUGAACGUUACCUCUAACGUUACUGUGGAUGAAUCGCCACAAAAACUGAAUAGUGAAACACAUUCAGAUCAAGAUAUCAAGUUAGUGCCGAUUAAAAAUGAAACGACCGAUGAUAAAAUCAAUGAGACGGCUCAAUCUGAUGACAAAACUGUUGUACCUGAACAAAAAGCUGAGAGCACACCAAUAGAAUUACCUAAAGAUGAAAAAGAAAAAUCGGACACGUGCAAAGAAGAUCUUCAGAUAAUUCUUGAAGGAAAACAAUCUUUAGUAGAAUCCACGGACGAGCCUCCUAGUGAAGAGAAACAAGUAGAAGGCAAUAAUGAAAACGAAACUAAAGAAAUUCCUUCAAAAACAGAGGUUAAAAACGGACGAGAAGUAGUUACAGAGAAACCAAAAGAUAUAAAUAAUGUAGGCGAUGAAAUAAGCGAUCAGGUUUUAAUCGAUUCUGAAAAUUUUAUGCCAGAAUUAGAUCAAAUCGCAAUAGAUCCCAUACCCACAGGUAAUCACGCCACACUUAAUCAAAACCAAGCACAGGCAACUCUACAAAAAGAAUCAGUAUUUUUAAGGCUGUCAAACAGAGUAAAGACACUAGAAAGAAAUAUGUCUCUCUCGGGACAAUAUCUUGAAGAGUUGAGCAGAAGAUACAAGAAACAAGUAGAGGAAAUGCAGAAGUCGUUUGAGAAGACGGUGGUGCAAAUGACAGAAGAACGACGUAAGAGCAACGAACGUGAACAAAAGUACUUAGACCAGAUGACACAAUUACAAGAUCAAUUAGUUCAAAUGACAAUAGCCAUGACGCUCCUUAUGGAAGAAAGAGACAGUUGGUUUGGCAACAUCACAUUCUCGAAAUUCAUUAUGUAUCAAUCAAUUAUAAUCACGUUAAUAUUAUAUUACGUUUCAAAACGAAAAAAACCAGAAACUAUAAUGGUGGCGAUCCCUAAAAAGAUUAUGAAGAAACAAAACAGGCUUAGAAGGAACUCAGUUGAAGGCGUGAGCGGACACGCCACUCCGUCGACGAAGAAAAGGAGGCCGAGCGAGGAAGCAUUCCAAAUUGCAAGGCAGUCGACGGAAGAUAUGGAAAGGGAACAAGAGUCUGGUGAAUGGCAAAUUUCUAAGAAAAAUAGGAAGAGAAAAACUUCAAUACUUCAUAGGAGUUUAGAAUCUGAUAUUAAGGAAACUUCUAAUAACCAAGAUGGUAUCAGGGAACUUCAAGAAAAUCCGAACAUAACUCUAGAUGAGGGAGUCUAUUUCGCUCCAGUCUCGGAGCCCAAGGAAUUUACGAUAAAUGAAACUAAAGAAAAAGAGUUACCAAAAAGUAAUGGAGGAUCGUUUUUCAAUAACUUAAAAACGAAGACGAUGAAGACGAGACGAUUGUCGUCGCCGGCGUUUCUAAGAACUCUCAAUCGUCAAAGCAGCAGAAGUACACCCAGUCCAGACGUGCGGACUUUAGAACCGAUUUUCAAUGGAAAAUUGGGCAAGAAAGCCGCUUCCGAAUCGCCAACUGGAAGCCUCUGGUCGGAAUCUACCGAUAUAUCUCAGAAUGGACAACAAGAGAGCGAAAAUGGCAGCAAAAAGAAGAAAAGUCUUAAAAACAUACUUAAGAAAGUAUUUUGAGAACUUUGAGUGUUUGUUUUACACGUGCUUAGUAUAAAUCGCUGUCUCGUUUAUUAAUGUGUAUUUUAUUGUUUAAAUUAUUGUAUAAAAUAUUUGCGUCAUUGUUAGACCUCUAUGGGUGCCAAUUGUGAUAAAUUAGGAAGCCUAAUGCUAUUUCAAUUCUUUUUUUAUUUCUGCAGUUAUGUUUGCUAGAAUGCCAGUAUUUUAUGAGUGACAAUAAGGUAAAUUGUGGAUUGCGGACACUAGUCGAGCGAGUUCGGUAAACAAAGAAAUGGCAUUAAAUGCAUUAAUUUUA